This is a messenger RNA of Monomorium pharaonis (pharaoh ant), 1909 nucleotides long. RefSeq lists its product as uncharacterized. Bases 96 to 1688 code for a protein of 530 amino acids. The record is from RefSeq and is a predicted model, not a curated record. The transcript has 6 exons. NCBI's taxonomy places the organism in Eukaryota, Metazoa, Arthropoda, Insecta, Hymenoptera, Formicidae.
UUUUCUACACAUGUAAGUUAUCAAGCUCGCAUGUUUAUAGCUUGUGUUCGACAGUUAAUUACAAUAUAUAGAUAUAUUUACACAAGUGAACGAAAAUGAUGGAUGGUUACAUAACCGUUACAUUUCACUCGAGCAAACAGGCUCGCAGACGUACGGGAGUUAUGGAUCGUACGUUGAACUUGUCCAAUUUGUACGAAUUGUUAUACAACACUUUGCUAAUCACGGAAGAAGUGAAAGAAAUAUUAAAAAAAGACUGUAACGAAGCGACAUUUGUUUUAAAGCCGUGGCAGAUGAAAACCAUCGUUGAAAAACAAUUCGACGAAAGCACCUGUAAUUGCCAAAAAAAUGAGAACGAAGCAAAGGAAAUCGCAGCAGGGAUAAGCAGAGCAAUCAUUCUGGCGCAAGAGUUGCGAGAAAAACUGAAGCUUAAUGUAGCGUCGAAAAAAAAAUCCUUGACAGAUACAAUUGAAAAUAUUUAUUUAUCUAAUCCUGCAUCAACUUGCAAUCGCAAGAGAGUAUCGAAGAGCAAUAAUACAACGCAAAAAGUGAAUGUAGCAAAAAGCGGCCCUGACUGUAAAAGCUCGAAUGCGCUUCAAAACAACAAAGUAACUUCCGUUCCGACAAGAAAGUCUGUCGGCGAUACAAAACAGAGUAAUUUAAUCAAUAAGAUACAAUCAAAGUCAUCUGCAAAAGUUACGGAGAAAUUUAAAAAAGGAAAAAAUUUUAUACUGGAAAAUAAAUUAAAUGUCAGGAAGAUAAGCUCAGCGAAUAAAUUACAAAUUCGUGAUACAAAUUCUAAUGAUACCCAACAAAAUUCAAGGAAGUCUUUAUCGGUUGAAGCAUCAGCUGCUGAAUUAAGCAAUUUGAUACACAAAAUGGUACGACAGUCUACCGAGAAUGCUUUAAUUUCUUUUCCCGAGAAUGCUAAUAACGAUUGUCCAUUACACGGAAAUAAUGCGUGUCAAUCCGUUCAAGAACAGAUUGUAGCGAUAGAUGUAGUAGAAGCGCUUCAGCAUUUUAAUGUGCCAAAUGAAAUUGUGAAGGUACUGAGUACUUAUCACGCAUUUUUAAAAACUAAUGUAGACUUGAGUCAUACUAAAGAGAACAAAUAUAAAAAAUCGAUCGAUAAUUUUCUGAAAGAAUUUGAAGAGAUGAAUAUAAUUAUGCAAGAUUAUUUAUUAGAAGAACCUCACUUACUUAAUAAGGCAGCAAAGUCGAUAACGGCAUUUAGUAGUAUUUUUAAUGAUGAUUUAGAUACAGUACAAUCUAAUGACACGAAGAUUGUUUCCACUGAAUUAAGAGCCUCUUUUGAACAAUGUGGCAUUAAGAAUAAAAUAGAACCAGUUAAAAAAAAUUUAUCCUAUAAUGUUUCUUUGGCAACGGGAUGGGUGUCGAACGGCAUUUGGAAUAUUUCCUGUAUGGAGCAUUUUAAAAAUUUUUCUAAAGUGUACAACAUAAGAUACUGCAACAAGAAGCAACUUUUAUUGUUAUACGAAGCUAUACAAAAAUUACAGCGCACCAAAUAUUUUAAUACAUUGAUUGAAAUUGUUUUACGCGAUGUGAUACCCACCGUCAAAUCUAACAUCGAGUCUGCAAGCGCGGAAUACGCGCAAACAUAUAAGACAAUAUUUGUUCUUUAUCAAGGUUUAAAUCCUAAAGUGCCGGUUUUAGUGAGGACUGAUAACUAAGUCUCACAUCAUAAGGUAUUCUCUGUUACUAUAGCAACUACUGUGCUUGUAUCGUCUAAUUGAAGUCCACUUUCCAAGUGAAACUCUUCAGAAAUAUAUUUUUUGUUGUAAUGUGAUUUAUUGUAUUAUUGCAUUACGGUAAUAACAAUCCAAAUGUUUUGUGCUAUUAAGUAUUUCUUAAUAAGUGUAGAAAAUAAAAUUUUUUGAUAUUCAACUGAAAA